Messenger RNA from Labrus bergylta (ballan wrasse), 524 nucleotides. The record is from RefSeq and is a predicted model, not a curated record. NCBI's taxonomy places the organism in Eukaryota, Metazoa, Chordata, Actinopteri, Labriformes, Labridae.
AGAGGAUCCAGCAGGCCGUUGACAAGAAGGCCUGUAACUGUCUGCUGCUCAAAGUCAACCAGAUCGGCUCUGUGACCGAGUCCAUCCAGGCGUGUAAGCUGGCUCAGAGCAGUGGUUGGGGUGUGAUGGUGAGUCAUCGCUCCGGAGAGACAGAAGACACCUUCAUCUCUGACCUGGUGGUCGGACUCUGCACCGGACAGAUUAAGACUGGCGCCCCCUGCAGGUCGGAGCGUCUGGCCAAGUACAACCAGCUGAUGAGGAUCGAGGAGGAGCUCGGGGACAAGGCCAAGUUCGCCGGUAAAGAUUACCGUCACCCAAAGAUCAACUAAAGCUCCGUCCUGACUUCCUGUCUGUGUCGUCAUGACGACUCAUUGUUGACCUUUGAAGCCCCUCCUGUCCCCUUUCUGCAGGGGGGGUUAGAGGUCAAAGGUCACAGUGGGUUAGCCCCGCCUUCCUGACUGUAAUUCCAUUAAAGAUGUUUUCUAAAAAAAAACAGAAUAAAGAACAAAACAUGAAACUCAAAA